Messenger RNA from Solanum tuberosum (potato), 4057 nucleotides. RefSeq names its product TMV resistance protein N-like. Gene Ontology annotation, biological process: signal transduction; defense response. Gene Ontology annotation, molecular function: ADP binding. The transcript is spliced from 5 exons. Lineage: Eukaryota; Viridiplantae; Streptophyta; Magnoliopsida; Solanales; Solanaceae. The record is from RefSeq and is a predicted model, not a curated record. Bases 420 to 3182 code for a protein of 920 amino acids.
GACUCUUGAAAAACGAAAUGUGUACAUAAAUUGGGACAGAGGGAGUACUUCGUACUUAACCAGGACCGGGUUCGAGUCCCCCAAGUACAAAGUUCUUUUAUUAGAAAGAUGUGUACACUAUGUAAGACUUCCUGACACGAAUUUAGAUUUAGUCAGGUCCCAAUGCGGAUACCAGAUAACGCAUGGAAAACCCUAAGGCAAUAAAGAUACUACAAUAAGGUCUUUUAAGUUGUAAACAUGUAAUGACUUUUAGUUUUUGGUCAAUAACAAAGUUAUAAGUCUUCUAAUAAGGAAGAUGAUAAGAAGUUUACCAUAAAAGACUAUGAAUUGUGAAAAAUGUUAAAGUCUUGCUCUUUAUUAUGUGUGUUUCUUGUUGUUGUUGUUGUUGUUGUUGUAGUCUUUAGCAAUAUUUUUCGACAAUGUCUCAUGCUUCUUCUUCAAAAGUUUGCAAAUAUGGUGUUUUUUUGAGUUUUAGAGGUAUAGAUACACGUAGAAACUUUGUGAGCCAUCUCUAUAAUGCUUUAGAACAAAGAGGAAUUGAUGUUUUUAAAGACGAUGAGCGGUUGGAAACGGGAAAAUCAAUUCCUAAUGAACUAAUGAAAGCCAUAGAAGAGUCUAGAUUUGCUAUUGUAAUAUUUUCCGAAAGCUAUGCAUCAUCAAGAUGGUGUUUGGAGGAGCUUGCACAUAUUAUAAAGUGUCGAAAUGAAUUAGAUCAGAUAGUGAUUCCAAUUUUUUAUGAUGUUAGUCCAUCUGAUGUAAGCCAUCAAAACUCACCAUUCGCUGAGUCGUUUUCAAAAUACAAAGAUGAUGAGUUGGAGAAGGUUCAAAGAUGGAGAGAAGCUUGUAAGGAAGCUGGGAAAAUAUCAGGUUACCAUUUACAAGAAUGCAAGGAUGAGGCAAAUUGCAUCAAGAAGGUUGUUGAUCACAUAUUACCAAACAUUAUUUCAACCGUUUCGGAAAGCUUAGUGGGUACUCAAAUUGAAAAAGUAAUCUCAUUAUUACAUAUGAAAUCUGAUGAUGUUUACUUCGUUGGAUUAUGGGGAAUGAGUGGUAUUGGUAAGACAGAAAUCGCGAGUGUUAUAUAUGAGAGAUACCGUCAUCAAUUUGAAGCUUAUUGUUUUCUUGGUGAUGUUGGAGAAAUGUACCGGAAAAAGGGACUUAGAUGGCUACAGAAAACUCUUAUCUGCAAACUAUUUGGAAAAAAGAUGAUUGUAACUAGUGAGCAUGAUGGAACCACAAUUAUAAAGAAUGGGCUUCGGUGGAAGAAAGUUUUACUCGUUCUUGACAACAUAGACCAUCUAAGUCAACUAGAGCUUAUAGUUGGAGGGACAGAGUGGUUUGGCAGGGGUAGUAGAAUUUUGAUUACCACGAGAGACAAACACCUGAUAGUCAGUCAUGUGAAGGAGGAUAAAGUAUACGAAGUCUUACUAUUAUCUGAGAACGAAGCUCUUGAACUGUUUUGCAUGCAUGCUUUCAAAAGAAAAUCUCCGGAGAGAGAUUUUAAGGUACUUUCAAAUGAAGUAGUGAAGUAUGCUGAUGGACUCCCUUUAGCUCUUAAAGUUUUGGGUUCUUCUCUUUAUGGACGAAACAAAGAGCAAUGUAGAGAUAUAAUUGAUAGAUUGAAAAGAAUCCCUAAUGAUGACAUUCUAGGAAAACUUAAGAUUGGUCUAGAUGGGUUGAAUAACGAUGAGAUGAGAACAUUCCUUGAUAUAGCAUGCUUGUACAAUCAUGAAUAUAGCUAUUACGUUGAACGAAUACUUAAGAGUUGUGGUAUUCACUUGAUAGGAAUAAGCUACCUCAUCGAAAAAUCUCUCUUAUGCAUCAGAUAUCACUCGUUUGAGAUGCAUAGUUUGAUAAGUCAAACGGGUCAAAAUGUGUCGAGGGAAGAAUAUGCAAACAGCAGAGUAUGGCUUAUUGAGGAAGUUCAUGACCUUUUUGCUGGAAAGUUGAAAACAAAAAAGGUUGAAAGCCUACGGAUCCCAAAUGGUUACCGGUUUGAUGAUGAUCAUAUCAAUUAUAACAAGGUAUUCAAGAGAAUGCAAUGCUUACAGGUGUUGAUACUUCAUCGUAGAACUAUUUGCUCGGAAAGCACUGUCACUUGUUUGCCUUCUAACCUGCGGUGGAUUGAAUGGCCGAACUAUCCUUCAAGUUCAUUGCCAGAGGGGUUUGAACCAUCACAACUCGUUGGGCUUUGUUUACGUGGAAGUUGGCUUGUUGAACUUUGGCCAAUACCAAAGAAACUGUGCAACUUGAAGUAUUUGAAUCUAAGCGAGAGCCUUGGGCUAACGAAGACCCCUAAUUUUGGUGAUAUGCCAAACUUGGAGACACUAAGUUUACGGAGGUGUGAGAAUUUGGAAGUGGUUCAUCCCUAUCUUGGACAUUGCAAAAUGCUUACUUAUUUGAGUUUGACGGGUUGUGUCAAACUUAAGAAGCUUCCAAAAUUUGUCUGCAUGGAAUCUCUCGAGAUUCUUCUCCUUGAUGAAUGCACGAGCUUAAAAAGAUUUCCAAAAAUCUGUGGAGAUAUGCGGCGCUUAUCAAUACUGUAUGUAGAAUCCCCCUGGAUAAGAAGCUUACCCCCGUCUCUCAGCGGCCUUAGUCGUUUGAAACUGAAAGGUUGUGAAGUUCUUGAAAGUAUUCCAGACUCUAUUCUAAAUCUUGAAAGACUUCACAUUUCAGGUUGCAAUAAACUUACAACUUUGCCAAACAGCCUCUUUGAAUCACAACAAUGGAUAUUUCUUUAUAUAUACCGAUGUUCUGGAUUGGUAGAGCUCCCCGUAUCUCUUGGAGUUCAAAAGAAACUUGGUUUUUUAUCCGUAGAAGAAUGUGAGAACUUAACGAAGCUUCCAAGCUCUAUUCAGAUGGAAUCCCUUACAGAGCUCAAGAUAUCUAAUUGCCCAAAAUUAACUACAUUUCCAGAAAUAAUCGGAGAUAUGCAUUGCUUGAAAAGUUUGACUCUGGAGUCUACUGGGAUUAGAGAACUGCCUUUGUCCAUUGGGAAUCUGAGUGGCCUCGAAUAUCUCAAUCUGAAAGGUUGUGAAGAUCUUGUAAGUCUAUCAAACAGCCUCUGUAAGUUGAAGAAUCUUCAACGGCUUAUUCUUCGUGGCUGCAAAAAGCUUCCAGGAAACGUUGGUGAUCUGCAAGAGUUUGAGACACUUGAAGAGCCUCGGAGAUCUAGUAAAUAAGUGUCUUAAGCUGCGUAUCUUGUCAAUAUCAUGGCGUGGUCAUGAGAAAUCCGAAUGCCAAACUGUCUCAAGUGAACAAGUUAAUGUGUUGAAGUUGCUACGACAUUUUCUCCAGACAUGCAUCCAGUGUGACUUCCGCCAAAGGAUUUCUUUUCUCAUUUGUUUUCCUGAAGUCAGAAUUCCAGAGUUGUUCGAUUAUCAGUUCAUAAAUCAAAAAGUGAUCUCAAUUGAUCUGAAACCAUCUUGGUAUACCGAUAAGUUCAUGGGGUUUUCACUGUGUUAUUGUCCUGUACUUGAAGCAAAUGUGAGUUUAAUAGCUACGUUGGUCUGAAAAUCGGACCCUGAAAGAAAACAUUCCUUGAAGUAUGUCAUCCGUGAAUAUUGUCCUAAGCUUCCUUCUUCCAUGUACUUCAUCUACAUACCAUUUGAAACAUUGUGGCGCGCAUUUGACAAUAAAGAAGGGAAGAACCCAAAUGAUUAUUACCUUUUGAAGGUAUCUUCAUUUUACAGGGAACUAUGUUGGGGAAUUCGAUUGGAGUAUGAGAAUAAAGUUGGGAGAUCGAUCAAGAAGGAUUUCACGAGUUAUGUAAAGUCUUUCUGGUAAAGCAAAAGUGUACUGAAAACUAAGUUUUCAUACGAAUUUCCCAAAUGAUUCGUAGGUGGGAAAACCCUUUGUUUCCAAGUAGUGUUGUGCAACAAUUUUUCGACUAUCUCUGUUUCAUGUUGAAUAUACAUUUAGUUCUUAGUGUAAGUGUAACAUCAUGGUUUCAAGGGGAAUGUUGUAAUAUAUUUUGAUUGACAUUUGAGUUUCUUGUAAAUAAUACAUUAUGUAUUUGUUGAGACAUAAGUUUCAUAUAUGUUUUUGAGUUACAUUA